This is a messenger RNA of Scylla paramamosain (green mud crab), 601 nucleotides long. RefSeq names its product organic cation transporter-like protein. The record is from RefSeq and is a predicted model, not a curated record. Lineage: Eukaryota; Metazoa; Arthropoda; Malacostraca; Decapoda; Portunidae. The transcript has 5 exons. Bases 152 to 601 code for a protein of 149 amino acids.
UAGGUGGUGGCAGUCUUACCACUGUGUGUAAAUCUUGUAAAUACACGGAAACUCUAGUGAUCUGGUGUUUACAUAUCUCUACUAAUUUUUACUGAAUUAAACAUCACUAAACAGAACCAGAGAGAGAGAGAAGAGAAUAACGUUGGGCAGCAUGGUUCGUCAGCUGGAUGAUCUUCUCACCCACCUGGGAACUGGUAGAUGGUCUGUUCUGCACUUCAUCGUACUGAGCUUUUGUUCCGUCUUUUUGGCCCCACAAGCCCUUGGCGGUGCUUUCCUGGCUCCGCGACUUGAGUACUCUUGUCGUUUGAACAACUCGAAUAAUGUGGCCUCCGUCAAGUUGUCUUCAUUGCUGUCAGAGACAAAUUCUUCAUCCUUCGUCACAUCAAGGAAUGAAUGUCAGUACACAAUUGACACACCAGAGGGCAAGAUAAUAGAAGAAUGCACUGAGUUCCAUUUCGAUAACUCUACUUUCUCCUCCACCUUUACAUCCGAGUAUCAAUUAGGUUGUGACAGAAGCUAUCUGCAGACCUCCUUCCAAAGUAUGUACAUGCUUGGGUACUUCGUGGCAUCACCCGUCAGCGGCUAUUUGUCAGACAAGUAA